Saccoglossus kowalevskii is the source of this 765-nucleotide messenger RNA. Its product is annotated as splicing factor 3B subunit 3. Gene Ontology annotation, cellular component: nucleus. Lineage: Eukaryota; Metazoa; Hemichordata; Enteropneusta; Harrimaniidae. The record is from RefSeq and is a predicted model, not a curated record. Gene Ontology annotation, molecular function: protein binding; nucleic acid binding.
CGAAUUGAUGAGGAAAAUAGCGUAAGACUUGACUCUAGGUACGCCAGUUCACCAUGUUCCUGUAUGCACUGACGUUGCAGCGUGCAACAGGCAUCACGCACGUCAUACAUGGCAACUUCAGCGGCACCAAACAACAGGAGUUGGUUAUCUCGCGUGGUAAAAUCCUGGAGGUUCUGCGGCCGGAUUCAAAUACUGGAAAAAUCUACACUCUACUGACACAAGAAAUAUUUGGUGUAGUGAGGUCGCUGGUUGCGUUUCGAUUAACUGGUGGAACAAAAGAUUACAUCAUCGUUGGCUCCGAUUCUGGUAGGAUUGUGAUCUUUGAGUACCUCCCCUCCAAAAACUGCUUUGAAAAGAUUCAUCAAGAGACAUUUGGCAAGAGUGGAUGUCGUCGUAUUGUACCAGGGCAGUUCCUUGCAGUAGAUCCCAAGGGUCGUGCAGUGAUGAUUGGAGCAAUUGAAAAACAAAAACUUGUGUAUAUUUUAAACAGAGAUGCUCAAGCCAGGUUGACUAUCUCGUCUCCCUUGGAAGCUCACAAGUCAAACACAUUUUGUUAUCAUAUUGUUGGAGUGGAUGUUGGAUUUGAAAAUCCAUGUUUUGCCUGUCUGGAGGUGGAUUAUGAGGAAGCAGACAGUGACCCAACAGGAGAGGCUGUACAACACACACAACAAAUGUUAACAUUUUAUGAGUUAGACUUAGGAUUGAAUCAUGUCGUCAGGAAAUACAGUGAACCUGUAGAAGAACAUGGAAACUUUCUCAUUGCAG